Choloepus didactylus (southern two-toed sloth) is the source of this 1852-nucleotide messenger RNA. RefSeq names its product transmembrane protein 269 (gene TMEM269). The transcript is spliced from 7 exons. The coding region runs from base 1 to 828 and encodes 275 amino acids. Lineage: Eukaryota; Metazoa; Chordata; Mammalia; Pilosa; Megalonychidae. The record is from RefSeq and is a predicted model, not a curated record.
AUGCCUUUCCUGGGCCUGCCUCGUCUGGCAUGCAUUGCUUAUCCUGUGGUAGAGGAGGAAGACAAAGUAGGGGAUGUUGAUGCAGAGUGUCAAGAGCCCUACGGUCUGAGUCAGUGCAACAGUUUCUUCCUGGACCACAACAAGAGCCAACCCCAGCUGGAUGAAUUUUCCUGGAAGGAUGUUGCCAAUGCCUUGUCCCUGGCCAACAUGGUCCUGGGACUCUUCUCCAUCUUCUGCAGCGUCUGCAAGAAAUCCCACUGUGCCUCCUGGCUUCUUCUGAUCAGCUUCUUAUUAGACAUGGCAGUUGGGGCAACGACCAGACACCUCAACAUCUGCUCCAAAUCGCGAACUGAGCUGAGUGACUUCGCUGCCUUCACCACAUUUGGCCUGGCCUCGGCCCUGCUGCUCCGUGUGGAUGGGCCUCUGAGCGGGUUCCUAGCCAUCAUCUAUGUGUUAGCUACUACUUUCCGCCUGUGCUUCUAUUCAACUGGUGAGUGGAACCCGGGCAUUCCCUUCACAUACAAGGGUCUACCCUGCCCCUAUGCUUCCUGUGUUUUGGCCUCCACCUCUCUUCUGACCAAAGGCAACACAUUCAUUCUCUGCUGCAUGGCCCCACUCAUGAUCCUAUUCAUGAUGGACCAGAGCUACUACCCACAGGAUGAAAUCCUAGAGUCUGAGAACUGGAAAAAAAUGGUUUAUCUGGGGGGUGUCAUCAUGCUGUUUUUGUCUCCAUUCUCUCUAACACCUUUCUACUGCCUGAUGUGGUCACUCUCCUACAUCUUCUUUCCAGAUGCUUUGUGGGGCAAAGCAGCCUGUCUUAAGUCAUAGGACCGAGGAAACUAAACAGCUCCACCAACUCUCUGGCCUCUGUGGGUUUGUGCCAGCACAUUGUCCCAAGCCUUACCAUGUCCUUACUAAAUCUUUCCUCGUCCCCAUGAUGUGCAUGUGCUAGAUACUUUAUGUCUCCAUUGCUCUAAACCAGAGCAAUCCACAGUAGGACCAGUGGCCUUCAUGUCUUCCUCUCUGUUCAGGGUUCUGAAUCUCUUGGGGACAAUAAUGGUUUGUCAUAUGGAAUGUAAUUUUUUCCAAGCUAAAUUUGGGUUGGAUUUUAGUUCCAGCUUUGUUACUAGCUGGGUGACCUUGUGCACCAAGGUUAGUCCCUUGGGAAGGAGGGAAGCCCUUCAGAACUGGUGUAGCCAAUUACCUGCCCAGUGGUAAUUCCUCCAGAGACGGGUGGGCUUACCAAGGCAUUUCUUACACCAGCAAAUUCUGGCUCUAUAGAGCAGAGCUAAUCAGACGACUUCAGCUGCCCAGUUUGAAUGUGUGUGGGAUUCUGUAACUUAAAAUUGUAAGAGGUCGAAACUCUUGCCUUAUGCUUCAUUUAAAGAUUAGACGUAUUGACAGCACAAGGGCAUCGUCUGGUUUCCAGGAUCUCACUAUGUGCUGUUUCUUUUCUAAGCUCUAAAAUUUAGUAGUAAUGUUAGAUAGUCAAAUGCUACUUCAUAUUCUAAAAUCCAAAGCAAAUAGAAAUAAACUGUAUUAUAUGGUACCCCAAAGUUGUACCUCACAGAGAACUUAGGUCCACUGAGAGCAAGGAACCCCCAGCAUUGCCUCUGGACGUUGUACCUCCAGAUGGAAUACUGAAAGGAUUGUUGACUAAUUUCUUCCCUUCCUCAAAGAUGGCACUAGAGCACCUUUUACUGCAGGUAAAUGUGAAGUUUGCAGAACAAUAUAUAUGGUAAAUAUGAAUUAAAUCUAAAAUUAGAAAUUUAAAAAAUCAUAAUCCAAGGAAGCUGUUCUAGUUUGCUAAUACUGCCAGAAUGCAAAACACAAGAAAUGGAUUGGCUUUUAU